GUGGCUACAAAAAAGGAAGAGAGAGAAGAGAGGGAGAGAAAAAGUGGAGUCUUUACAUCAUUAAACGAGAGACCCACUUCAAUGUCGCUGCAGCAUCACUGGUGUUAGUGGUGGGUUACAGAGGAAGAGGUCUAGUAGAAAAGAAGAAGAAGAAGAUAAGUAAAGGCGUUUGCUUUUUCAAAAUACUUCACCAAAUAAAGGCAUUUCUUAGAAGCAUACCCAAAUCUACUUCUCUUUUCUCUUUUCUCUCUCUUUCUUUCUUCUUGUUGGAUUUAGACUUAAGAGUGAGAAAGAUGGAUGCUGCGGCUCAUUUUAGCAAGGAGAGAGUUUUCAGAGGGUUUCUGGUUUGGUUCUGCAUUUGGGGAUUGCUCUCUCUAACAUGCGCUGGGAGGCUGAGCGUUUCAAGGCAGAAUUUCGAAGUGCACAAGCACUUGAAACGAUUGAAUAAACCAGCCGUUAAGAGCAUUCAGAUGAAUCCUAGUUCAGUCCCAGAACUGAUGUUUGAAGAGAACAAAGUGUCUGAGAAACCAAAAGAGAGAAUCAAUCCAGUCACUCAGUUAUGGCACAAGAAUGGGGUGUGUUCUGAAGGAACCAUACCAGUGAGGAGGUCAAAGAAAGAGGAUGUCUUGAGGGCAAGUUCUGUUAAACGGUACGGCAAGAAGAAGGACCGAACAGUUCCUCUGCCUCGGUCUGCUGAUCCUGAUCUCAUCAACCAAAGUGGUCAUCAGCACGCCAUAGCUUAUGUGGAAGGAGGAAAGUUUUACGGGGCUAAGGCGACUAUUAAUGUCUGGGAACCCAAAGUACAGAGCCCAAAUGAGUUCAGCUUAUCUCAGCUAUGGAUUCUUGGAGGUGCUUUUGGUCAAGAUCUCAACAGCAUUGAAGCUGGUUGGCAGGUUAGUCCGGAUUUAUAUGGUGAUAACAACACGAGACUGUUCACAUACUGGACGAGCGAUGCCUAUCAAGCUACUGGCUGCUACAACCUCCUCUGUUCGGGUUUUAUACAGAUCAACAGUCAAAUAGCAAUGGGAGCCAGCAUUUCUCCGGUCUCUGGCUUUCAUAACCCGCAAUACGAUAUCAGCAUUACCAUUUGGAAGGAUCCAAAGGAAGGGCACUGGUGGAUGCAGUUUGGGGACGGGUAUGUGUUGGGAUACUGGCCAAGCUUUCUAUUCUCAUACUUAGCGGAUAGUGCAUCGAUAGUAGAAUGGGGUGGAGAAGUGGUGAACAUGGAAGAAGACGGUCACCACACGACCACGCAAAUGGGAAGCGGUCAGUUUCCGGAUGAAGGGUUCACGAAAGCGAGUUACUUUCGGAAUAUUCAAGUCGUCGAUAGCUCUAAUAAUCUGAAAGAACCAAAAGGGCUCAACACUUUCACUGAGAAAUCUAAUUGCUAUGAUGUUGAUGUUAGUAAGAAUGACGAUUGGGGACAUUACUUCUACUAUGGAGGUCCUGGAAGAAACCCUAAUUGUCAGUAGAAGAUGAACAGAAGAAAGAAGAUGGUGAAGAUGAAGAUGUAGAGGAACACUUGUAUUGGUUUUUUCAAUGUUUGUGUGAAGUGUGAAAAUAUCGUUUUUGUUGAUUUUUUCUUACACUUUACUAUCUGUCUUUUUUUUUUUGGUUCUGGACAAUUGUUUUUGUAUUUUUGGGUUUCUAGGUUUCGGUUAGGUUUUAGUUUUGGUUUUUGGGUUUUUAUUUGUUUCUUGGGUUGUAAGAGAACAAGUUUGUAAGUGUGGAAAAGAGACGUUUGUAACCUUUAAGAUAAGUAGUGGUACCGGACCUUUGGGUUGUCUUAGAAUCUUUCCUUCGUUGCAUUUGCCUAUGAAUUAGGAAUUUAGGAUGGAGGUUUGAUUCAUUGUACCAAAU
Messenger RNA from Thlaspi arvense, 1860 nucleotides. The record is from the annotation of a GenBank genome assembly. NCBI's taxonomy places the organism in Eukaryota, Viridiplantae, Streptophyta, Magnoliopsida, Brassicales, Brassicaceae.